AUAUUACAAACCCAGGUAUAACCUCAAACAUUUUUCUAUAGCUCGACUUCUAUGAUACCUACUCGAUAACAUCAAUUCAUCAAGCGGGUGGUUUUAGUCUCUCUAUGGGUGUGUUAAAUAUAUAUAUUUUCGCUUGGUCUCUUCGCUUCUGGUUGUUGUUGUUAGUCCCACCCAAAAUGGAGCCCGGUCUUUCCUAUACACGGCAGAAUUGAAGGGCUGGGCCCAACUGAAAUCGGGAGACGGGUGGAUCGAUCCCAAUAAUUUGGGUCUUCAACACCCGAAACCCACUUUAGUCAAAAAAGCACAAUUUAGCGGGCGUAUUAGGGUUUGCUAACCAUUCCCUGUCUGUUCGCUAGCUGUUACAUAUAGGCUAAAUGGCUGUAGAGCUAAAGCAGUAGCGUAGCAGAUGCCCGGGAAUUCGCGGCGAUGUUUUUUGUGGUAUGGUCCGGUUGGGACCGAGAACUUGCGGGGUUAAAACAGGGGGAGUUGAAAUUAUUAUUUGAAUAUACCAACUCGUGUUCUGUGUAAGUUGGUGGGGUCUUAUUUUCGUUGACGACUAUGGAGUGGAUAUGCGGUUUUUCCCAAGGCACCAUUGUCCUUGCGGCCUCUUUAAUACACAUCGACCGCCUUGCCCUUCUUACCCCCGCUGUCAAAGUCCUAUGUGACCGACAUGUGUGCUACGGUGUCACGCUGCUUUAUUUUGAUGUACAAGGACGAGUGUAGACCUAAAAUUCUACCACAGGAUGUCAAAUCUUAAAAAAAUCAAAGCAGCAUCUCCAAACUCCUAACAAAAUUACCUUAAAGACCGGUGUGUUUGCUUUUCUAAGAACAAAGAAAACUAUUUUACUUAAAUUCCUAUUUUUUUUGAUAAUACAGGGAUUGUUAAACGCUGUUUUCUGUAAAUAGCUUGUUUUUAUAUGAAUCUCAAGUCAUUGUUCUAUGUACAUACAUUCUACACAAAGUUAUUAAAUACACUUGUUUCUAUUAUUUCCAAUCUUUAUACCAUAUCCAUCUAGGUUUGAUUUUUUUCUCUCUCUAACUUUAAAACGUCUUCAACCUUAUAGUUACAGAGUCAAGGGACAGAACACGUACUAUAUACUUUUAGUAUGUUUUCGAAAUAUUUACAGUCUUACCUCUUUUGAUGGUAGACCACUUUAAACAGAACGAAAACAGGCAACCCUAAUCUAUAAACCUUAUCCAAAUACAUUGAGUAAUAAUAAUGAUGAUAAUAAUAAUGAUGUCAUAAAUUACAAUUUUGGUUUUGAGUCAUUUGUGGUAAAAACCUAUCAAAUGCAAUGAGUUUGUCGAUGGCAUUUGAUGUCUUGUUUCUUAUUGUUUUUACAUCUGCUCAGAAAGGACUGAUUUCACAUAAGAGGAGAUGGUCAGACAUGUUUAUAUUUAGUCCCUACAGCCCAAGACCUGGUUGUAUCUUAUUAAUAAACUAAAGUGGUCUAUGGAUUUUCCCAAACAAUAAUUAUGGUUCUUCAGUUACGCACAACUCUUUAAAUCUUAUUAUCUAAUGCCUCUUCUCAGUCAUGCUGAUAACAAGUAAAUUCCUCUAUCUUACCAGACAGAGAGUCUGCAGGUGACUCCUGUUAUUGACCUGCCAUGGAGACUAAGCAAGAAGACUCUGCUGUCUGGAGUCAGCCCACUGAUGAGGACUCGAACAACACCACACAGGUGCACUUUGAAGGCAGCACCGUGGCACAGAUUGUGUACAGUGGAGACCAGGCAGACAGAGCACAGCAGCAGGUGGUUUACACAGCAGAUGGGAACUCCUUUGCCUCUGUGGAGUCUGCAGAGCAUACCCUGGUUUAUAUUCACCCUGCAGAUGGCACACAAACUGUUCUUGCUGAUCAGCCUCAAGUGGCUUACAUACAGCGGGACGGCACGACUCAGCAGGUGACAGUUCUGUUGCCUAGUGGACAGAACAUGAAUGCUGCCAACCUGCAUGUUCUCAGUAAUGUGGCCAAAGCACCUCAAGCUGUUCUGGAGACGGUUCCCCAGGAGCAGAUUUCUGUGUCCAACUCACUGACUUCUAUGGCAGAAAUCACAGAGACCCCCUCUAGUCCCCUCGGAGCAACAGAUUCCACAGACGAUUCUGAUGAAGAGGAAGACUCUGAAAUUGACGACUGGGAAACAUGUCAGCCUCAGUCGUUCAACCCUCUCCACCUCUGGUGUGAGGACUGUAAUGAUGCCAACCCCUCAGUCUGUCUUAAACAUGGGGCCCUCCACCCAGUACCCAACAGACCAGUGAUGUCCAAGGCACGGGCCAGCCUGCCUCUGGUCCUCUACAUUGAUUACUUUAUGGGAGGAGUGUUUUCCAAGAAACGCAUCCCCAAACGUACACAGUUUGGCCCAGUGGAAGGACCCUUGGUUCCUCAGAGUGAACUUCAGGAUCACUACAUGCAUCUCAAAUUGAGUUUGCUGGAUGCAGAGAAAGAUGGAGACAAACCCAGUGACAUGUGGUUUGACCUUUCCGAUGAGGAGAGCUGUAACUGGAUGAUGUUUGUAAGACCUGCUCAGAACCACCUGGAGCAGAACCUGGUUGCCUAUCAGUACGGUUCAGAGAUCUUUUACACAACCAUCAAGAACAUCCAACCCAAACAAGAACUCAAGGUUUGGUAUGCAGCAUCAUAUGCUGAGUUUGCCAAUCAGAAGAUCCACGAUGUCACAGAAGAAGAAAAGAAAUUGCUAAAUGAGCAGGAGAAGAACUGGCCUUGUUAUGAAUGUAACUGUCGAUUUGCGAGCUCUGAACAAUUACAGGAGCAUCUCAACAUGCACGAUGACAAAUUAAACUCUCUGACCAGAUCUCGGAGUCGAAGUCGAGGAAGAGGGAGAAAGAGAUUUGCGGCAGGGAGGCGACCUGGACGGCCACCGAAAUUUAUACUUUUGAAUCCACCCAUGGAUGCCGGAGAGGGGAAGGCGGAGAUGCUGGAGCUAGCAGACAAGCAGCCACUGGAGGAUCAUGUGGAGGCCACCCAGAAUGGCCUAAAGGAAAUGGAGAUAGAGCUAGAGGCUGAGGACGGGACAGAGGUGGAGGCUCAGCUAAUACCUUCUGCAGGGGAACCAGACCCUGAGUCAGUCACUCCCCCCUCCAACACAGACAUUUUAGUUCCAGUAAAGGAGGACCCGGGACAGAGCAGUCAUUAUGAUGUCCACCUGACCUCUAAAGACAUGCGCCGUGCCAAAAGAAUACGGAAUGCCGCACUCCAGCACCUUUUUAUCAGGAAGAGCUUUCGUCCUUUCAAAUGCACUCACUGUGGAAAAGCCUUCCGGGACAAAGACAAACUGGAACAGCAUCUGCGAGUUCAUGGUCGUGACGCCUACACUUUUUCCUGCCACAUCUGCAGCAAGAGCUUCGUAAGCGACACGGCCCUGGAAGACCACCUGCUGAUGCACACAGACAGCCGCUCCUACCCAUGUCUUCUGUGUCAGGAAAGCUUUGAGAAACUGGAGCUGCUCAAAGAUCACAUAGGAGUGCACGCUGUGGACGGGUGCUUCACCUGUCCCUCCUGCGAAAAGACAUUUACAGACUUUAUUCAGGUAAAGAAACACAUUCGCUGCUUCCAUGCAGAGAAAGCGUUCCAGUGUUCUAACUGUGAGAAAGCCUUCUGUCGUCCGGACAAACUGCGUUUGCACAUGUUACGUCACUCGGACCGCAAAGAUUUCCUUUGCUCAACAUGUGGCAAACAAUUCAAGAGGAAAGAUAAGCUCCGUGAGCACAUGCAGCGCAUGCACAAUCCUGACAGAGAGGCCAAAAAAGCAGACCGGAUCCAACGAUCCAAAACCCUGAAGAUGAAGGUUCCCAACACUGACUUGGAGAGCUUCAUGUUCAAAUGCAGGUUAUGCAUGAUGGGAUUUAGACGCAGAGGAAUGUUGGUGAAUCAUUUGUCCAAACGCCAUCCGGAUAUGCGCAUUGAUGAUGUGCCUGAGCUUACGCUGCCAAUUAUCAAGCCCAACAGGGAUUAUUUCUGCCAGUAUUGUGAUAAGGUCUAUAAGAGUGCCAGCAAGAGAAAAGCCCAUAUCCUGAAAAACCACCCAGGCUCAGAGUUGCCUCCAAGCAUCCGUAAACUACGACCUGCGGCUCCUGGGGAACCAGACCCCAUGUUAAGCACACACACGCAGCUGACAGGCACCAUUGCCACCGCGCCUGUUUGCUGCCCACACUGUGCCAAGCAGUACAGCAGCAAGACAAAAAUGGUUCAACACAUCAGGAAGAAACAUCCAGAGUUCGCACAGCUCACCAACACGAUCCCGACUCCGUUAGCUGCAGCGGUGAUCAGCAGCGCCCCUGCAGUCAUCAGUACAGAUGGGACCUCAGCAGAAGCUGUGGUGACAACUGACCUACUGACACAGGCCAUGACGGAGCUUUCUCAAACACUCACCACAGACUACAGGACAGCACAGGGAGACUACCAGAGGAUUCAGUACAUCCCUGUCUCUCAGGCUGGAGGCAACCUGCCCCAGUCCCACAUACAACUGCAGGUGGUGCAAGUGGCUCCGGCUUCCUCCCCACAUUCACAGCACCCGACCGUCGAUGUGAAUCAGCUGCAUGACCCUCACGGCUACAGUCAGCACUCCAUCCAGGUUCAACACAUCCAAGUCACCGAGCCGUCGGGCAACGGACAAGCCACUGCCCAGGUGACUGGACAACCACUCAGUCCUACCUCCCAGCAGACCAGUCAGGAGCUGAGCCCAUCACAGUUGACUCCAGUCACUUUAGCUUCAAGCCACACCCUGCAGUCCAGUGGUGCUGUGCAGCAACAGGGGACGGGUCAGCAUGCAUACAUACCUGGAAAUUGGAACUAUAGAGGUUACCCCUCUGAAAUCCAAAUGAUGACUCUACCUCACGCUCAGUAUGUGAUAACGGAGGCAAGCACUCCAGUGUCUGGAGUCAACAGCAAUCAAGUCAAAACAACUCACUACGUUAUUUCCGAGGGUCAGACUGAGCUGGAGACCAAACCACCUGUUCCUCAAAGCACAAACCCGACCCAUACUGAGCAUCUGGAACAAGAACCUAGUGGUCAGCAAGCCACCACCCAGUACAUUAUCACCACAACAACCAACGGCAAUGGUGCAAGUGAAGUUCACAUCACAAAACCCUGAAGUGGACUGGGGAGAACUCAGGGAGACUGAUCCUGCAUGUAGACCUCACAAGCUUGUACACUUACAAUGUGACAAAAUACUGUAUAAUUUAAUUUUUUUUUUACAUAUAUUACUACCAGUAGAAAGGUCAGGGGGACAAACACAGUUUUAUGUGUCUGUAUGUUAGUGGGGAGAAAAUACUUUGAUAUAUAAACAUUUGUCAAAUACUUUUCUGGAUUUAUUUUAACGGAGCUUCACAUUUUAUGAAUAAUGGAACGCUACAGUUGAUAUGCUUAUCAUUGUAAUCAUGCAGAGGACUGUUAAAUGUGCAUAUUAUGAUAACUUACAUUUUACGUUGUUGUACAGUUAUGGACUUCCUAUAGAAAUCAUGUUCGUACCAUCUUAACAACCAGGCUAAACAUGUUACUGUGAAUCUGUUGUGUGUUCUUUUGCGUAGUAUGCAUCCAUGCUGCUGCUGCUCUUCCUGACCUCUUUGACAUGUCUUGCACAUACAUCACCCGGAUUAAAAAAAGCUGAUCUUAUCAUGUUUUUUAGUCAUUCUCUUUUUCUCAGCAAACAUAAUGUUGUUGACCUUUGCAAGAUGUAACAACUCCACUCUACUAAAGGUCUCAAAGUUAUUUAACUUAAUAUAAUCUAUAGGCUUAUAACAACUAAGAUUUGCCAAAUUUGUAUCUGUUGAAAUAAAAAAAAAAGCCAAGGACGAUCUAAAA
This is a messenger RNA of Cynoglossus semilaevis (tongue sole), 5819 nucleotides long. It is a transcript of the gene prdm10, whose product is annotated as PR domain containing 10. Gene Ontology annotation, molecular function: protein binding. Lineage: Eukaryota; Metazoa; Chordata; Actinopteri; Pleuronectiformes; Cynoglossidae. Gene Ontology annotation, biological process: regulation of gene expression. Bases 1609 to 5109 code for a protein of 1166 amino acids. The record is from RefSeq and is a predicted model, not a curated record. The transcript has 22 exons. Gene Ontology annotation, cellular component: nucleus.